Messenger RNA from Lodderomyces oxycetoniae, 756 nucleotides. RefSeq lists its product as uncharacterized. NCBI's taxonomy places the organism in Eukaryota, Fungi, Ascomycota, Pichiomycetes, Serinales, Debaryomycetaceae. The transcript has a single exon. The record is from RefSeq and is a predicted model, not a curated record. The coding region runs from base 1 to 756 and encodes 251 amino acids.
AUGUUCAAACGCACAUUUUCCAUCAAUUCAUCUUUACAAAUUCAAAACCCAUUGACUUCCUACUUCAAGAGUAAAUCAUUCAAAUCUGAAGAUUCCACCGUUGAAACAGACGAGUUGGUUAGCGAAAAUAACCCCUGGUCACCUACAUUUGAAGACGACCCCAUUUAUAUCCAAGAAAGAAACAAAAUACAAAAAACCAAACUUGCAGAUAUUUAUAGACUAGCUUAUAAGCCCCUAUAUGAAGCACCUUCGUCAAAAUACGUUUCGUUGCUCAAGAGGCUAACAUUGACUUUUGGCGUUGUUGGAGGAUACGGGGCAAAAUUGAUUUAUGAAAGUCCGCAAUUUGACGACUCAUAUGCCUAUACAUUGCUAGCAGGAACAAUAAUACCAAUUAUAUUAGUGCAGUGGAAAACAAGAGAUUAUGUAACGAGGAUUUUCCGGAUUUACAAUAAAACCAAACCUCAAACUUUGGACAAUUUGGUCAAUGACGAAAAUUUGGUUGCUGAGAAAUUGACUUUUACUGGUGGUAAAACAUAUAAUGAAUUGAUUAGAAUUACUGAUAACAAGUCUUUGAUUAUAUCGCCGAGUGCAAAAUGGUGGAAACCAUAUACUACAUGGGAGGAAAAAGAUACAAAGACGGGGAUUAAAAGGGAGUUUUACAUUCAGGAUGAUAUAGGUGGCAUUGAAAUGGACAGGCUAUGGGGGAUAGUUGAAAGAAAUAGCGGAAUAGAUAAGGGAAGAUCUUUCUGGAAGUAG